AAGUGUUCCUCUCCUCAGAGGGAUCACACCCGUGGUGUUCGUUCCAUAAACCCGGUCAUGACUCUGGUCGCACGUUCGCAAAUCCGGGCUUUUUUCCUCACAUAACGUUUAUGAUACCAUGUAGUGAUAAAAUGGCAACGUCCAGUGACGGUAAAUCGUUGGUAAAUGCGAUGGGACUGAGAAAACGAUUCAAAUGGUGGAAAUAUUACGUGCACUUGGACUACCUAAAACAAAUUCGAUACGUUUCCAGUACCUGAGAUUCGAAAUUUUUGUUUUAAUUUCGCGUGUUUUUGGUUUUUUUUCACGUUUUGGUUGGUUGUUUUUCGACCGGUAACGCACAAUGUUAGACGUAUCGUUUCAUUUGUGAUAUUUACGACGUAGACGAUUCGCCAUCUAAAUCAUGGUGGAUUUAGGAGGCUAUGUGAUCAUUCUGGCCGAAACCAAGGACAAGAAAAUUAAACUCUAUGGUUCACCUGCAGAUAACGAUAACUUGGAAGUGGGAGAUGAGAUUUUGGAAGUGAACGGAAAAACGCUAGAAGACGCUUGCCACGCUGAAGUCAUCAGUCACAUACACCAGUGCAUCCGAUCGCGCACAAUAUGCCUCCGUGUGAAGCGUCGCAGCGGCGCCCGUCUGGCGGUCGAUUUAGACUUGUGUGCAGGCAACGUUCAAGAUGCCUUCGUCAUCGCCGUGGAGCAGCAGGCCCAAGAACGCCUGGAGCGGCUCACAGCGCUCAAGCGCGUCAAGCCCGUCGACAUGACCAAACUGUCGCAACAGUUGAACCAACAGACCACAUCGAGCGAAGAACUGAACGGCUUCAUCAACAACACGCCCAUCUACGUAACGUCUUUAACAGCCACCGAAAAUAUAAACAACAACCCCACCGCAAGCAGCAAUUCGCAAAGCGGCGGCGGCGGCGGCGGCAACGUCCUCUCCAACACCAUCUCGGUGGUGGCCACCAAGGAAGUGGCCCCCAAGUCAUCGCUGCCCAACGGCCACGACAUCGUGGCCAACGAUGUGCGGGUCGAAGUGAAGGACGCCCCCAGUCCGGGCCUGGAAGUGCCCCAUUUGGGCGACCGCAGGGCCUCUUCGCCCUUUCAGAAUGGACGCACGGAGCUGCUGAUCGGCGCCGAAGACAAUAAGUUCAAGACCACGGCCAUCGUCGAGAGCAAUAACAACAAGUUGGGAGUCGACGCCGAGAGCAGGCCACGGCGACGCUCCGGCUCGAGCAUCGUUGUCCUGGACGGUGACUUGGACCCGGUGAAAAAGCCCCCGGACGAGCUCGACGACAACCUGGACUACAACAUGGUGAUGAUGCUGUCCGGCGACACCGGCCCCCAUCGCGAGAUGGCCGUGGACGUGCCCGACACGUUCAUCGCGCGGAACAAAACGCCCCCACGUUACCCUCCUCCGAAGCCCAUCCUGCAGGUAGGCCACUUCGAGGAGCGUGCCGUUGACGUGAACCAAGAGCGCGCCAUCGACGUUCCCGAUAACUUCAUCGAGCGCGAAAAGGCACCUCCGAAGUUUCCGGCGAAGGGGGUUUUGUUGCAGAGUGGGGUCAACGGGACGGCUGCCAAGCCGGUGCCGCCUCCAAGGGAUCAUCUCAAGCUGGAGAAGGACGGGAGGAUUGUGAAUAGGGCGCCGGCACCGCAGCUUCCUGCUACUCCGGCUCCGGCAACACCGGCUCAGGCUGAGCCUACGAGGGAGCAGCUGGAUAGUAUUAAGAAAUAUCAGGAGCAGAUCCGCAAAAGGAAAGAGGAGGAAGAUCGGAUCGCUGCUCAGAAUGAUUUUCUUAAAAGGUCGCUCAGGGGCUCGAGGAAACUCCAAGCGUUGGAGAGUCGGCCGCAGGGGAGUGUCAACGACGGCUUCGCCGUCGACGAGGCUCAGGACUCCUCCAGGUCCACGACGCCGACGCUCGAAAAGGAAGUGGUGCAUACGGUUUACGGCUAUGGGGACCUGGUGGCGUCCGUGCAGCGCCUCCAGCUGCAGCUGAAGAAGGCCGGCGCCGGGGGCGGUUUGGGGGGCCUGGAGGGCCGCGUGGCCGCCGUCCAGUCCCUCCUCCUGUCGCCUCAAUUCGGUCGUGCUUUGGCCGUUCACAAUAAAGUCCAAACAGUGCGUUCACGAACCACUCCACGACCGGCUCCCAUUGCUCAGACUGCCCUUAGAGACUGUUUAGAUGCCUUAGGGAACUCGCAAAGUGCUUAUGCCGUGGAAUUGGCCAGCCUUCUCACAGGGUACGAACUGGAAGCCCUCAUGGUGGCCCACGACGGUGUGGCGUCCACUUUACCCCCAGACUCAACCUCACCGGGGGCUCCACCCGUCGAACCUCCGCCAGCUCUUCCCGAACGCUUCCACGAGGAAAACAUCAAAAUUAUUAAAAUUGAGAAGAGUACGGAACCGCUGGGGGCGACGGUGCGCAACGAGGGGGAUGCUGUGGUCAUCGGGAGGGUGGUGAGGGGAGGGGCGGCCGACAAAAGCGGACUGCUUCAUGAAGGCGACGAGAUUUUGGAGGUCAAUGGUAUUGAGAUGCGCGGCAAGAGCGUGAACGCCGUUUGUGAUAUCCUCCAAGGGAUGGAGGGAACUUUGACUUUCCUAAUAGUCCCAGCGUCACAAGCGAGGUCGCAUUCCGGGAGGGAUUCGGUCCUCCACGUGCGAGCUCACUUCGAUUACGACCCGGAGGAGGACAUGUACAUCCCGUGUCGGGAGUUGGGGAUCAGUUUCCAGAAAGGAGACGUCCUCCACGUUAUAAGUCAAGAUGACCCCAACUGGUGGCAAGCGUAUAGAGAGGGCGAGGAGGACCAGACUUUGGCCGGGUUGGUGCCUUCGCAGUCGUUCCAACACUACAGGGAGAGUAUGAGACUGGCGGCUGAAGAACGAAUGGCCAGACCUCAGAGGAAGUCGUCCACGUUAUUAUGCGGCAAAACGGCGAAACGGAAGAAGAAAAAAGGGGCUUAUGCCGAAGGGGGUUAUCCGAUCUAUGCCAAUGCUGUGGAUGAACACGACCCGGAGGAAAUUCUCACUUAUGAGGAAGUUUCCUUGUAUUAUCCGCGAGCGAAUAACAAGCGACCGAUUGUUUUAAUUGGGCCACCGAACAUUGGGAGGCAUGAGCUGAGGCAGAGGCUUAUGGAGGACUCGGAGCGCUUUGCAGCUGCCAUUCCACACACUUCCCGCGCCCGUAAAGAGAACGAAGUCGACGGCCAAGACUACCAUUUUAUAACACGCGCUCAAUUCGAAGCCGAUAUUUUAUCACGAAAGUUUGUGGAGCAUGGAGAGUACGAGAAAGCCUACUAUGGGACCUCUCUUGACGCGAUUCGAUCAGUUGUCAACUCUGGGAAAAUAUGUGUCUUAAACCUACAUCCUCAAAGCUUGAAAAUACUUAGAACGUCCGACUUGAAACCGUACGUGGUGUUUGUGGCCCCUCCCAGCCUGGAAAAGCUGCGACAGAAGAAAAUUCGGAACGGAGAAGCGUACAAGGAAGAGGAGCUGAAGGAUAUAAUCGAAAAGGCGCGCGAGAUGGAGGACAAAUACGGCCACUUUUUCGACAUGAUAAUAAUAAAUAACGACACGGAACGGGCCUACCACCAGUUGCUGAGCGAGAUAAACAGCCUGGAGAGGGAGCCACAGUGGGUGCCAGCAGCUUGGGUCAAAGCACUUUAGGAAAAAAUUGGCCAGAGCUUGAGGUUUGUUUAAAUUCGACUGAAUUAAUCAAUUGCGAGGUUGUGAACGAUUGAAGAAGGUGCUAGUCCUUAAUAAAUUGAAAUUUAUAAAGGGGCGCGUUUGCGUCCGAUUAUCGUCUUUCCCCUUUUUAAGACUUAGACAUCACGAUUGUGCUGUGAUCCAAUGCUGCAAAAUUUAAACGGUGUUUCUCGACAGAGACGGCAAUAAUGACUGUAAAUAAAUAAAUAAAAAACACUGGAAAAUAUACAAAAAAAUAGGACCGUUUAAAAUCGUGUUUUAAUUGUUUAUAGCUAUGUACUUAGCAAAUCGAGUGUAUUGUAAAUAAGAGUUAUACAUAUUUGUCUUAGAUUAUUCGACUUGAAUCGCUCAGAGAUUUUAAUUGGUGUUAGUUAAAAAAAUAAAACAUUUUUCGAGUCUAUUCAAAAACACAUGAGGGAAAAAGCGUUUUUCCAUUUUACGGUAAUGUUUUUCUUUAACUUUGUAGGUUUAGUAUCAUAACGAUGUGAUUAUGUGUACUUAAUUUUAUUUACCUAAUAUUUUAUAUAAAUUUUAAAGAUAGUCAGUAGGUGCAAUUUUCUUCUUUGCCCCCGUUUUCCUUAAAGUGACCCAAAACCCAGCUAAGGAUUCUCCUAUUAUAUGUAAUUAUAGAUCUGAAGUCAUUUAUUUAUUUUGUUAUUGUUUAAUUGUAAAUAAGAAAUAUCAACUGUAUAUAAAAUCAGACCCUAUGGUGUCUGUAGAAAUGUCGUGUAUAUUAAAAUACUUAUCGUUAGAAACGUGACUUCGGGGUUCCUUUUAUUAUUAAAUAUUUUAUUAUGCAUAAAUCAUUGUUUUAGAAUUGCAGAAAUAAACAUUUCUCACUAUU
Tribolium castaneum (red flour beetle) is the source of this 4538-nucleotide messenger RNA. RefSeq names its product stardust (gene sdt). Gene Ontology annotation, cellular component: plasma membrane; adherens junction. Lineage: Eukaryota; Metazoa; Arthropoda; Insecta; Coleoptera; Tenebrionidae. The transcript has 14 exons. Gene Ontology annotation, biological process: protein localization to plasma membrane; morphogenesis of an epithelial sheet; generation of neurons. Gene Ontology annotation, molecular function: protein binding. The record is from RefSeq and is a predicted model, not a curated record. Bases 401 to 3655 code for a protein of 1084 amino acids.